Gadus chalcogrammus (walleye pollock) is the source of this 4999-nucleotide messenger RNA. RefSeq names its product copper-transporting ATPase 2-like. The transcript is spliced from 21 exons. Gene Ontology annotation, molecular function: P-type divalent copper transporter activity; ATP binding; ATP hydrolysis activity. Lineage: Eukaryota; Metazoa; Chordata; Actinopteri; Gadiformes; Gadidae. Bases 61 to 4065 code for a protein of 1334 amino acids. Gene Ontology annotation, cellular component: membrane. The record is from RefSeq and is a predicted model, not a curated record. Gene Ontology annotation, biological process: monoatomic cation transport; copper ion homeostasis.
CAACUCUUCUCUCUAUGGCUCUGAACGGGAUCACUGCUCCCUUAUCAGGGUAGCCUAUCAAUGCUCCCUGAUCAGAGGCGCCACCCGCCGCGGACUUUCGCCCCUCGCGUUGGACUUGUCAAAAUAAAGCGGAGCAAUACGAUUCAGCCGGCCAAUAUGUUCAAAUCCAAGUCGCCGAACAAUCUUUCCAAGUAUGUCUCCGAGCCGUGCCGCGCCGCGGUGGAGCAGAUGUGCAUGGUGGAGUGUGUGUGCAGCGCGGGCUUCAACUGUGAGGUCCACCCAGCACCUGGGGCGAUCCAACCGGUACCGGGGGCGCAGCCCGGUGCGCGUGGCCACGGAUCCCCCGGGGAGGCGUACUUCAAGGAACGCGGCCAUGACAACCCGGCCUACGAGAGCGGGAGCCAGGGCGAGCUGUACCUCCAGGCCCCAAGCGUACCCGUCUACGCAACUGCCCUCGAUCGGUACGAUGCCAGCAGUCGCGUCCCCGCCCUUCCCGAGGUCCUCAGAGGGGAAGUGACCCGGACCGUGUGGAUCGGCGUGGAGGGGAUGACCUGUGGCACCUGCGUCCGUUCCUUGGAGGAGCGUGUGGGGGCGGUGGCGGGGGUGUCCGGUGUGCGGGCGUCCCUGGAGGACGGCGCAGCAGUGAUCGCGUACCGGCCAUGGGAGGUGGCGGCGGAUGCCCUCAGAGACGUCAUCGGGGAGAUGGGCUUCACCGCCACGUUUGGGGCCGGGGAGCGCCCUGCGGUCCUGCCGGCGCUUGGGGCCCAAGCGUUGGGGGCCCCGGUGUUGGGGGCCCCGGCGACGGUCUGCAUCUGGGUGGCGGGGAUGACCUGCGAGUCCUGCGUGCGGGCCAUCGAGGGGAGGUUGGCGCAGGCUCCUGGUGUGCGUUCUGUCGCCGUGUUGCUGGAGGAGGGGAAGGCGAUGGUGACAUUCGACCCCAGCGUGACCCAGCCGCCACGGCUCGGGGCCGCCAUCGAAGAUAUGGGCUUCCGGGCCUUCCUAGAAGAACCCUUGACCCAAAAACCGCUGGCAAAGUCGUCCGACCCGAGCAAGGGUUCACCGACGCGGGGCUCGAUGGCAAGGGGUAGCAGCACGGGGUCCCAGAGACCACCCAACAGCCGCCUGGGUGACCUGACGGACGCCUUGAAGAUAGAGAAGUGCUUCAUUGGUGUAACGGGCAUGACCUGCACCUCCUGUGUCGCCAACAUCGAGAGGAACCUCCUCAAACAAAGAGGUAUCGUGUCGGUGUUGGUGGCUCUGAUGGCAGGAAAGGCGGAGGUCAAGUACCACACGGACCUGCUGGACGCCAUGGCUGUGAUGCAGCUCAUCGAGGAGCUGGGCUUUGGGGCUUCACUUCUUGAGGAUGACGCGGUCCCCCAAGGGAAGCUGGCCCUCACGGUGACAGGGAUGACGUGUGCGUCGUGCGUGCACAGCAUCGAGUCCAGACUCACCAGUACCAGAGGGGUCCUGGCGGCCUCUGUCGCCCUGGCAACCAACAAAGCUAACAUUCGGUUUGACCCUGAAGUGAUUGGUGCUCGCGACAUCAUCAGGACCAUUGAGCAAAUGGGGUUUGGGGCCAUGCUUCUAAAAGCAAGCCAUCAAAAUUACAUCGACCACUCAAAAGAGAUUCAUCAGUGGAAGAGCUCCUUCCUGCUGAGCCUGCUGUUCGGCAUGCCGGUGAUGGGCUUGAUGAUCUACAUGAUGGUGAUGGACAGUCAGCAUGGGGAACACGGAGGAGCCAUGCCUGAGGAGCAGAACAUGCUGCCCGGCCUCUCCAUCCUCAACCUGGCCUUCUUCCUCCUCUGUACCCCUGUACAGAUCUUCGGAGGCCGCUACUUCUACGUCCAGGCGUACCGCUCGCUGCGCCACUACACGGCCAACAUGGACGUCCUGAUUGUGCUCGCCACGUCCAUCGCCUACGUGUACUCGUGUGUGGUGCUGGUCGUCGCCAUGGCGGAGGGCGCGGCCAAGAGCCCAGUCACCUUCUUCGACACGCCGCCUAUGCUCUUCGUCUUUAUCGCCCUUGGGAGAUGGCUGGAGCAUGUGGCCAAGAGCAAGACGUCCGAGGCCCUGGCCAAGCUGAUGUCCCUCCAGGCGACGGAUGCCACCGUGGUCACACUGGGCCCAGACCACUGCAUCCUCCGCGAGGAGCAGGUUUUGGUAGAGCUGGUGCACCGGGGGGACGUGGUGAAGGUGUCUCCGGGGGGGCGGUUCCCCGUGGACGGGAGGGUGAUGGAGGGCAGUUCCAUGGCAGACGAGUCCCUGAUCACUGGGGAGCCCAUGCCCGUCAGUAAGCGGGUGGGUAGCAGGGUGAUCGCCGGCUCCAUCAACGCCCAGGGGGCCUUGCUGGUGGAGGCCACCCACGUGGGCUCGGACACCACCCUCUCCCAGAUUGUGAAGCUGGUGGAGGAGGCCCAAACCUCCAAGGCCCCUAUCCAGCAGUUUGCAGACCGGCUAAGUGGCUACUUUGUUCCAUUUAUCGUCAUUGUGUCCGUCCUAACGCUGCUGGCAUGGCUAGCAAUUGGCUUCGUCAACUUUGACAUUGUCAAAGACAACUUUCCAGGCUAUGACCCGGACAUCCCCCGCACGGACGUGAUCGUGCGCUUCGCCUUCCAAGCGUCCAUCACGGUGCUGUCCAUUGCCUGCCCCUGCGCCCUGGGGCUGGCGACCCCGACGGCCGUCAUGGUGGGCACGGGGGUGGGGGCGCAGAACGGCAUCCUCAUCAAGGGGGGGGAGCCCCUGGAGAUGGCCCACAAGAUCAACGUGGUGAUGUUCGACAAGACGGGCACCAUCACCUGCGGCGUGCCGCGGGUGACGCGGGUCCUGGUGCUGUGGGAGGCGGCCCAAAUGCCCCUGAGGAUGGUGCUGGCUGUGGUUGGCACUGCCGAGGCCAGCAGCGAGCACCCCCUGGGUGCGGCUGUGGCCAAGCACUGCAAAGAGGAGCUGGGCCUGGCUGUGCUGGGCUACUGCCAGGACUUCCAGGCGGUACCGGGUUGUGGGAUCAGCUGCCGCGUGUCCAACGUGGAGCAGCUAGUGGCAGCGGCCCCCGAGGUGGUGGUCCACCUGCAGGGGGCGACCACGGUCGAGGGCCCCCUGGCCGCGGGCGGCCAGCCCCGCACCACAGGCAGCGGCGGGUCGCACUCUGUGCUGAUUGGCAACAGAGAGUGGAUGAGGAGGAACGGCCACCACAUCGGAGCGGACAUCAACGCCGCCAUGUCCAGCCACGAGAACAAAGGACAGACUGCCAUCCUGGUGGCCAUAGACGGUAUCAUGUGCGCCAUGCUGGCCAUUGCCGACACAGUCAAGGCGGAGUCAGCGUUGGCCAUGCAUACGCUCCAGAGCAUGGGCAUCGAGGUUGUCAUGAUCACCGGGGACAACCGGCGCACCGCCAAGGCCAUCGCCGCACAGGUGGGCAUCAGGAAGGUGUUUGCGGAGGUGCUGCCAUCCCACAAGGUGGCCAAGGUGCAGGAGCUGCAGGAGAAGGGGCUCUGCGUGGCCAUGGUGGGGGACGGGGUCAACGACUCGCCCGCCCUGGCGCGCGCCGACGUGGGCAUGGCCAUCGGCACGGGAACCGACGUGGCCAUCGAGGCCGCCGACGUUGUCCUGAUCCGGAACGACCUGAUGGAUGUGGUAGCGAGCAUUGAGCUCUCCAAGAAGACCGUGAGGAGGAUCAGAAUCAACUUCCUCUUCGCCCUCAUGUAUAACCUGCUGGGGAUUCCCAUCGCUGCAGGUGUGUUCAUGCCGGCAGGCCUGGUGCUGCAACCCUGGAUGGGCUCGGCCGCGAUGGCCGCCUCCUCCGUGUCCGUGGUUCUGUCUUCUCUGCUGCUGAGAACCUACAAGAAGACAUCCACAGAGCUGUACCAGUCCCGGGCCAGGGGUCACAUGCUGAGCCUGCAGUCCUCCCAGAUCAGUGCCAACCCGGGCCAGGAGGACCGCCGGCGCCCGGGCCCCGCCUCGCUGGACCCCGACGGGCCGGCCGGCCGCCCCGAGGUCCCUGGAGCAACGAGGGACUCGGUCUUCCCUCUUGGAACGCCGAGUCAUUUAGGAAGAGGGGAAUGUGUCUGAGAGGGAUUGGUCGAUUUGGUAGUUGUUGUUGUUGAUUAAAGGUCCAGUGUGUCGAAUUUAUAAACAGCGGUGGGGAUUACAACCCACUGAAAACUCAGACCCCUCACCCCUCAAACUAUUGACCGCGGGGGCCUGUCUUGGCCUGUGUUGUGUAAGGUGCAACAUUAAUUUUAAGAAAGCGACAUUAACGGCUCUAGACUGCAAAUGAAUCUUUUUUUUUAUUUUAUCAAUCAUUAUCACUAUGAUUACUGUACAUGUUCAAGGACAUGGUGGAGGUUACAGCCUAUUCACGAUACUCAACACCCAGUCCUCUGAUUGCAUCCAUAGUGGUGAACUUCAUUCAUAGACCUCUAAUUAUCAUACGUGUUAUAUGUUUUGAUCAACCAUCUCGAUAGCAGUCGGCGCUCCAAGCCAAUGUUGACUCGCACUGCGGGAGGUGAAUAUACCAACUUUCCCGAAGUAGUGGUAGCCUAGUUUUAUUUUUCGAACAGGGAAAUCAUCCUCAAAAACGACACCUCCGAAAUACGGAUGCAUUUAAGAAUGCAUGCAAGUCUGUUCCGCAAGAUUCCACUAAAUUCUAUACACUAAACCAAACCAAAUGUGGCUAAAUUCCAUUGACAAAUCUGAAAACUUAUGAUGGAAACUUUUUAUUCUCUCUUCUGGCCCACAUUACUUUUUCUUCUUUCUUCUAGAACACAUUACUUUUUAUACUCUCUUCUGGUACACAUUACUUGUUAUUCUCUCUUCUGGAACACAUCACUUUCUCACUCUGCAUUUCAAUGCUCUUUGAACAGAACCUGGAGAUUAUUUGUUGAACCCUCGUUGACAAGCUUUUCUCUGAGUUGAGAUGUGCCGCCAGACCAACUGGUUUGGGACAACUAGUCUUGCAUAAAAUAAAAGAUGAAUGAAUUAUUAUUGAUUUAAGUCUUGUUUC